This is a messenger RNA of Frankliniella occidentalis (western flower thrips), 1159 nucleotides long. RefSeq lists its product as uncharacterized. Lineage: Eukaryota; Metazoa; Arthropoda; Insecta; Thysanoptera; Thripidae. The coding region runs from base 1 to 1122 and encodes 373 amino acids. The record is from RefSeq and is a predicted model, not a curated record. Gene Ontology annotation, molecular function: protein dimerization activity. The transcript has 4 exons.
AUGCUGUACCACCACAUUUUUAACAAGACACAGCCUGUCUCGGACUACCUUCAGAGCCCUCAACUUGACCAUGUCCAAGCGGGCCGAUUAGUGACCGGGUUGAUCCCUGCGGUGUCUUCCAUCUCCCUGGACAAUGUGCUUGAAAAAGCAUCACACCUUGCUGAGAGCUGUAAUAAAGAACUUGAAGAGUUAAGCGAAGAUUCUGACUUCCUGAAAAACUAUUCGCCAGUCACCGCUCGAGUGAAGACUGGAUGCAGCUCCAGCUCAACUUCUACAGCCUCGGCAGGGACUUCGAGAUCGAGACGAGUAUCGGUUGUCCCCGUGCGACAUGGCGAACGUGCUGUUGAUGAAAUGCGGCAGCUGGCUGAAAACGCACCUUCACCCAAUCAUAUGCUGAAAGUUCACACCCUUCUACCAGUAAUGGACCGCUGCCUGUCGGAGCUGCGUCACCGCUUUAACGAAGAAUCUCUCACUCUAUUUAAGUCAUGCAGUUUCUUGAGUCCCCAGAGAUUUGCUGAAAUAAAAGAGAACGGAGUCCCUAGUGGCGCUCUUGAUCAUCUCUGUAAGUUAGCUGGUGCUGAAAGUGCAGUGGUGAUCCAGGAACUUCUCGCAUUUUCUCAGAGCUAUGAGACACUACAAAAGACUAUUCAGGCAGAUUUUAUUCAGAGGGAAUCAGAGGAUUUUGAUUAUCAGGAUAGUGACGGCGAAGACGCAACAGAGGCGUCAGAGUCAGAGGCUGAAAGCGGAUUCACUGGUUCUGCUAACACCACCAGCAGCAGCAGCACCGCUACCGGCUCGCAGUCCGCGUGUAAGGGGUGUCUUCGGUGCCCGUAUAGGAUUUUGCGAAAACAUGGCCUGUACAGUUCUGCAUUCAAGGAGUUGGCAAAGGUAUACCAAGUCGCGCUCACUCUGCCUUGCACACAGGUGACUUGUGAACGAUGCUUCAGCCGGCUCAAGAUCAUUAAGAACAGGCUACGAAACCGUAUGGAGGAAGACUUACUGCGCUUCUGCAUGAUAAUUUCCGUUGAGCGUGAACUAGUUGACACACUAGAUAUGACCGACAUAGUCAACAGAUAUGCAAAAAGCUCCGAAGAGCUGCGCAGGCAUCUUAUUGAGCAUUAAAGAGUGGAUUUUAAAGGUCUUAUAUGAGUUCUUUUUU